UAUUUGCGAUUUCACUUCCCCUUGUGGGAAUGUUUCACAAACUAGCCGAGUUGAGUCGCCCUAGAUGUCAUUCUACGAUAACAUCAGCGGUGAAAAAAAUUUAGCAGAAGAAAAAAAAAAAAAAAAACACCUGCCCACUUCCUCCCUGAGAUUGCUUUAGAAUUAGAGCUGCCGCGUGAAGUUCUUAGAUGCCAACCGAGCCGUACAACGAUGAGGUAGCGAUGGUGCUCGGCGCUCGGCCUCCACUGAGGAUCAGCAUCGUCCUGCAUCUACUUCUCCUGGCAGAUCUGGAGUCCGUCAUCAUUGUUAAGGAAAUUUAUUUGGGAGGCACGGUGACCUUAUCCUGCCUGGAGGGAUGCAACAAACCAGUGACCAGAGACGACAUAACUCAGAUUACAUGGAGAAAAACCAACAAUUCUCACAUUCUGAGUUUCGCUACAACACUAAAAACGAAUCGGACAACGUCCAACUUCUCAGAGCCCAGAUACUCCUUCCAGGAUCCGUCCAACCUCCGGAUUACGGACACUCAGCCCAGCGACUCCGGGAAUUACUCCUGUGAUUUAUCAACAAGCAUCGGAAACUGUAAGAACAUUUUCCCCCUUCAUGUAUCAGAAAACAAUUUGAAUAAUGCCAGUGAGGCGCACAGAACACUGAUAUAUGCAUCAAGCUCAGUAGCAGCCGGAGCCGUCAUUAUAAUAAUUAUCAUCAUAGCGAUCGUAUAUUGGAGGACGCGUCCAAAGACUGAAAAACCACCAGAUAAAAUUCACCAAACCAGCCCGGAGCCCCCACAGAGAGAAGAGCCGAUCUACGAUAAUGCCGAUCAGAAUUACUGCCUUCGUUUUAACACUCUCUACGAUGGUUUACCCCUCGGUGGGACGAUGCAAAGCCAGGUGUGAGCCGAGGACAGACGCCAGACAAAAACUUUCCUGCCUGCAAUGGCCAGAACAGCCAAUGGGGAUGGAGGACGGGAUGUUGGUGCCACCUUCCUGGGGCAAUGGCUUUCCUAAAACUGCCAUUGCGUCGUCCCCGGCGCAGGCGCUACAACUAUUUUGUACCAUCAAUUAAAGAAUGUUGAAUGCAUUAAAGACAAUCUGUGAAUUCUGAGCCAUGCAGAGAAGUUCACCAACUGGACUUUCCACCAGGGGACCAUAAAUGGAUGGAGACCAGUAUGGAAUGAGCCAGAGAUAGACAUCCGUUGUUGAUUUAAUGUUAUAUGUCAUAUAUGUGAAUAUAUAUUUGCUAAAUGUAAAUAAUGUGAAUAAACCUAUAACAGCUUGUUAAAGCUUUGAAAGGC
This is a messenger RNA of Rana temporaria (common frog), 1294 nucleotides long. RefSeq lists its product as uncharacterized. The transcript is spliced from 5 exons. NCBI's taxonomy places the organism in Eukaryota, Metazoa, Chordata, Amphibia, Anura, Ranidae. The record is from RefSeq and is a predicted model, not a curated record. The coding region runs from base 189 to 896 and encodes 235 amino acids.